AUUACUUCGUAUUUUCGACAACAUGGCGUCGAUUUGUUGUUGUUAGAAAAAGUUCCAUGUAAAAAAUAACACAUAAAGGGUAUAAGAUACUCAAAGUUGUCUACAAAUAGACAUUUUUAGAGUUAUAUUGAUUUAUAGAUAUGGGUGAUAAUGAAGACACUAAAAUCACAGAGAAAAUACAUUUAACUUCUGCUUUCAGCAAUUUGAAAGUGAGGCAGGACCAUAGCAAUUUCCCUGCAGGAUGUGAUCAGCACCUGAAAUUACCCGGAGGAAGUGACAGAAAUGAACUAGAUGCAUUGUGGACAUCUGGAAUUGAUCCUAAUUCAUCACAGGAAGAGAAGGGUGCUGUAGUUAUAAGUUCUAUCAAACAUCAGAAGAAAGUGUCGAAAAGGAUGGAGCCUUACCCACAAGAGGUCAUAUUUUCUAUGCAGAAAAUAUCUCUGGAUCAUGAAAAGUGUGAUAAUAAGCAGUGUAUGUGUUCAAAGCAGGAGUCUCUGUCAGAGACAGAGAAAAAAUUCAAUUAUGCCAAAGUUGCCAACUUUUCACCUUCUCCUCGAAAAUACAUAAGGGAUGCUCGACUGAAAGUUCACCAUUCAGAAAAAGACAGGAAACAUGUAAUAAGGGCGGCUCGAUUGAAGUUAAUUAAACAAGGAAAGCAGGGUGACAAAAUUCCGUUGCAAAUGGAGAGAUCUAAACUACCAGUGGCAGGGUCUUCUAAUUCCCAAGCAGAUAGUACAUUUUUGUUUGGAUCAGGGUGUAAAAGUAACCUAGAAAAUUUCUCCUCUCUCAGUCAGGCCUCAAGGGAGACAACCAGGGAUUUGGAGUACACCAGUCUUCACAAAAAGUUGAAAUCUUCCAGCCAUAAACAUCAUUUUAGGUCCAAAACUGAUCCCUUUGAUUUUUCCAGUGCGAACAGUGCUUUGAGCUCGGACAACUUAAAGAGCAAGAAUUCAGACCCGUAUUUAGAGAGAAGUUGUUCUCAGGAGGCAAGAUUAGAUGAUAUGACAGUCAACGAACUGGCUUGUUAUUUUGAUGAUUUUGUGUAUAUUCCCAAGAAAAUGUCCAGUAUGGCUGAAAUGAUGUAUAUUUAGGGUGCCAAAUGAAAGAACAGUAAGCAAAGGGUAUUGCAUUGUACUGGUGUUUUACACUAGUAUGAUUAGCCUCAGAAAUCUGAAGGAUUUUACCAUAUUGAGUGAAAUGAAAUUCAUUUUUUUUAAUUGUUUGAUGAAAAUUUAUAGAUACACUAAAGGAUGCCUAAACCUUUUCUAUUCCUUUUAUUUUUAAAAAGGAUUUUUGUUGUUUUUUUCCGACUUGCUUUUCAUUUUGGUGGUUGUAGUUUUGAUUUCUUUAAAAAAGAGGAAAGAACUUAUGGUAAGUUGUAGAACUGCAGGUGAUUUUAGAUCUUUAUUUGAAUAGAAAAGGAGUUGUUUUUUUUUUACAAUUCUCUAAUGACAAAUAAUUAUCUACUCAUUAUCUUGAAAUUUGAGGAUUUUAUUCACAAAUGAGUUGUAAAAGUUUUUCGCCCUUCCAAAUAUUUGUGUACAAAAAACAAGAAAGCGAAAUGAAUUUUGCCCAUACACUAAACAUUACCUGUAAUUUUGGGUUGUUUUUUUUUGUUUUGUUAAAUUAAUGCUCUAAAAGUUAAAAAAUUUCCUUAGUAUUGAUGCAUUUGAAAUACAUUGAAAAAUUACAAAAAUCGUGGAUAUAAAUACCUUAAGAAUUUGAUAUAUUUAAAAGCAUUUCCAGUAAAAUCAUUUUUGAAUCUUUUUGUAUGUUGGUACAAAGUAAUGUGGUACAUUACUCUUCACAAUUUUGUAUAUGUGUGUACUGUUUAAAUAAACUGCAUCCAAAAUGUU
Molecule: messenger RNA, 1856 nt
Organism: Magallana angulata
Lineage: Eukaryota; Metazoa; Mollusca; Bivalvia; Ostreida; Ostreidae
Exons: 4
Coding region: 141-1091 (316 amino acids)
Biological process (GO): cellular response to hydrogen peroxide
Source: RefSeq, a predicted model, not a curated record